Messenger RNA from Nothobranchius furzeri (turquoise killifish), 2257 nucleotides. It is a transcript of the gene cldn19, whose product is annotated as claudin 19. The record is from RefSeq and is a predicted model, not a curated record. Gene Ontology annotation, biological process: cell adhesion; bicellular tight junction assembly. Gene Ontology annotation, cellular component: plasma membrane; bicellular tight junction. NCBI's taxonomy places the organism in Eukaryota, Metazoa, Chordata, Actinopteri, Cyprinodontiformes, Nothobranchiidae. Gene Ontology annotation, molecular function: structural molecule activity.
UUUUUCUUUUUCACGUUUUUCUCCUACCCCUCACUGAGCCACUCAGUCCUGGUGCAGAAAGAUUUUAGUUGGGGGGAGGACAAGCAAGCAGCAGAGAGAGGGAGCAGGAGGAAGCCAUGCAGAGAGUGAAGCAGCCCAGCAAUGAUGCUUGAUGAGCCUGAUCACUGAACACCACAAGAACUUUCACUUUUCCUGAUUUCCAGAGGGACCAAGGAAUCAGACAGGAGGAGACACUGAGUCAUUGUCUCAGUCGACAUCAAACGUAGAGUCCAGGACGUGGAAAAGAAGAAAAGAGAGAAGGAGAAGGGCACAAAUGCAAGUUGAAGCAGUGAGGCAGGAGACGCUCUUAUAGGCCUAACAGAGAAGAAGGUGAAGCGAGCCACAGCACAAAGAAAAAGGACCACUUUCCAGAGUCACCUCCUCUAAGACCCCAAUCAGACAGAAACAGGAAGAGAGAAUGGCUAGUUCAGGUCUCCAGUUGUUGGGUUACUUUCUAGCAUUGGGUGGCUGGAUUGGGAUCAUCUCCACAACAGCACUGCCUCAAUGGAAGCAGUCGUCCUACGCCGGCGAUGCCAUCAUCACCGCCGUGGGUCUUUAUGAGGGGCUGUGGAUGAGCUGCGCUUCACAGAGUACGGGUCAGGUGCAGUGCAAGAUCUUUGACUCCAUGCUCUCACUGGACAUUCACAUCCAGACAUGCCGGGCUCUCAUGGUGAUAUCAGUGCUGCUGGGCUUUAUUGGCAUCAUUGUCAGUGUGGUGGGCAUGAAAUGCACCAAGGUAGGAGAUAACAACCCGUCCACCAAGACCCGCAUCGCUGUCACUGGAGGGGCGCUCUUCCUGCUCGCAGGUCUGUGCACACUGGUGUCUGUGUCCUGGUACGCCACUCAGGUGUCCUAUCAGUUCUUCAACCCAAACACACCGCUCAACGCCAGGUACGAGUUUGGCUCCGCCCUCUUUGUGGGCUGGGCUGCAGCUAGUCUGACGGUUCUGGGCGGCUCCUUGCUGUGCUGCUCCUGCUCCAAAGAUGAGAUGCGUGGGCAGCAGUAUUAUCGCCAAUCACAGCCUUCCACAGCCAGGGAGGCAGAGUUGUUGAGUGAAACUAGUUUUCCUGACUGAUCAGCCCCCGUCUUUUUAUCGAGGACUGUCCAACUGUUCAACCACUGACACCCCCACCCCCCACCCCCACCCCGACAUCUCUGCUAUCCAGUCGGAGCUAAAGCAGAUGAUUACUUUUCCGAUAUCUACACCUUGUCCUUUCUAAUGAGAAUCAGAACGUAGUCUCCCCUGCCGUAAACAUUGACUCAAUUUCAUCAGAGAGUCAGACGUUGACCCUACAACACCCCUCUAGUGUCGUCCCAUUGGCUGUUGUAUUGAUUUGUGCUGUCAUCUCAGACCUCUGGGCAUCAUAACUGUGGUUUUGUUGGAUUGAUUUUGUUAUUGUGACUGUAACGUGACUGAAUUGUUGUUUUUUCCUUUGAAUUGCAGACCAAAUGUUAAAAGUACCCCACCAGAGAAAAGGGAGCAGUACUUGUAGUUUGGGAGUCUUCUGGCCUUACCAUGGUUUAGAUUCUGUCAACGGGUGAAAGCCUCUCAAUGGGGAAUACAAAACAGACAGAAAUUAUUUCAUGAACUGCUCAAAAGGUUUUUCAAGCAGAAAAAUCCAACAUUCUUUGGCAGUUUUCCUGAGUAAGACAAUAACCUUGUCUGUGUUGUUGACUUUGAGAGAGACAGUCAUUCAGGGUAUGGUGUAUAUAUAUCACCUUUUCUAUUCAUUUUUAUUUACUACAUACAUAAUGUUUUACUACAUUUCCUUGUAACACGUUUGUAUUUGAUGUUAUAGAUUUUUGUCUAAAGCCUCAUCGAUCUUCUGUUAGACUUUUUAAUUGUUGAUGAGUGAAUGUGAAACAACUCUGUAGUGUAAAACACACACACACACACACACACACACACACCGUGCGAUAUGCCACUGUUUAUAAAAAGCUGUGCCAGGUCCUCAGUAACCUGGACGAAGGACGGAGCAGUAUUUGAUUAGGAAGGGUUGUGACCAGCAGCAGGAAGUGUGUGGAUGACAGACAUGUUUGAUGUUUGACUCUAGAGGACGGGCUGCAUUCUGUACUAAGGAACUCCAGUUUGACGCCUGCAGCUAUUCAUAAUGCCUUUCCGUUCUUCUAACCUGUACCUGCUCAGUGUUGUGUACCACCUCAUUUACAGUUACCCAUGUCUGCUUCUUGUAGAAUGAAGUAAACAAAGAAUGAAAGA